CAUUGCAGAUCACUGGUCCAAACUAUGGCCGUCCACUAGUCUUGGUGGGCUAAAAAAUGAGACUAUUUAAAGUGGGAAAUACGGGUGUUUCAAGUGGUGAAGGGGACAGCAAACAAUCUGGCAGUGGACCUGCCAUUGAAGCUUUGGGACAUGCAUUGGAAGGUCUUGCUGUCAGCAAUAAGCAGGAACCACCAUUUGCUGCUAAAAGGGCAUUUGAUGAUGAAAGAAACAUCUGGAUAGCAAAAGGUCCUGAUCGAAUUACAGUUCCGAAGUGUGGUGUGCAAGGAUGUCAUCCAUACUUGGUUCCUUCAUGCCUAUCUACCCAGUCGCAGAGUUAUCCAGCAUGCAAUUACAGACCAAACAUUCUCUUCCCAGAAAAAAAGGUGAAUAUCAGCAACACUUCAGUUUUCUCAACAUCAAUAUCCUAUUGCCAAACUUCACCUUUCAUGGGAUAUCCUGAGACUCCUCCACCUUUUGAGAAUGAUUUGAUGAGCCCAAAGUCCCAAGAAUCUUUUCACUGCUCCAUCUCACGAUCUGCAGUUGAGACCCCUUCUCCAUCAACAUCCUCUGGCACUGGCCUUUCCGAGUCUCCAGAUGACAGCGACUUUGAACGGCUUCUUGAUGCAACAUUCCAUCUGAUCCCACCGGAACUGGUUUCCAAAAUUGUCCCCGAUGAAUUGUCCCCUUCUCAAUCGGACAGUGAGGCUGACUCCUCGCAACCAUGGGCACAGUUGCCAAAUAAGUCAUAUGCCAUGCCCACAAAUAAUAUACCGGUCUCUGGAGUGUCUUUGAGUGAUACCACUCCAUGUGCAUCUUCUCCAACAAAUCUAUAUUCCUCACCAAGCACAUCAUACUCUCAUGAGGCAAUCAAGCCGCAAGUAUAUGAGUCAAAUGGACAUCCUCCGUUGCAGUACUGCUCAAGUAGGCCUACCAGUACUUGUGACUCACAUCUAACACAGGAGCAGCAGAAGCCACUGCAAUUCAUUUAUCCUAAAGUUCCUCCCCCACAACAGUCACCAGUCAUUGUGUGCUACAAUGUCAUCAACAUUGUGGGAUCUACUCAAGUUGGUCAAGGACAGCCACCCCCUAUUCCCAUGCAAUCUCAAUGUCAGGACAAAAAAUUCAAUCCUAUACUCCCUAAGCCCCCAAAUUUACCCCAGUUUGAGAAAGUUCAGACCAAUAUCUCUCCCUAUCCAUUUGAAAUGAGCGAAGAGAAGUUGAAAACUUCAUGGAAGCAUGUUCAAAUGAUGAAUGAUGAGGACCUGUAUGGAAUUGGAGAGCAAGGCAUGAAUGCCUUAGCUAGGUGUAUUGUCAGUGCCAGCCACAAGUCCCAAAAGGAAUACAUUUAUGCAAUGGUUGAGAGAGCUAAGAAGCAGGGAAGAGCAGAGGAAAUGCUGAAUAUUAAAAUUCCAUUGAAGAAAGACUCUAUUGUGACGCCUCUCUCCCUGGCUGCCCUGCAACUCCCAAGCAGCAAAAGGAAUGAGCAAGUGAUUGAGUACUUGCUCAAAUCAGGAGCUGAUCCGGGUAUUUCAUUGAAAACCAAGGGCAGUUCCUUACUUCAUAUCCUUGCUGAGAAUGUUGAGCGACACAAGCUGUUGCUCAAAAUACUUCAGUGGACCAGCAAGUUUCCCCAAGACGUGAUCAAAAUGGGUCAAGGGCAGGAUGAGGAUAUUUGGAAGAUGUGGUUGGAUGUUUGCGCUGACUUAAACAUGGACAAGAACACUGCUGAAGAUGCUUACCAAUCAUACAACAAGAUUUCUCAGAAUUAUACCUUGGAGGGCAAUCCUCUGCACUGGCUCGCAUGACUGACUCCUCGUGAAGAAGCAGAGAGAGCUUUGCGCAAGAUAGGAUCACCUGCAGACUCAAGGUAUGCUGAUGAUGUGGCCACUUUGAAGCAGGUGGAAGAUGCCAUGAGGAACUCCAUGGGGUCACAUCUACCUUUGCUUGAUCAGAGAGUCUCCAAUGCAUCUACUUCAUAAAUGGCUCCAUGGAAAGUCAACAAGGAUGCUGUGCUUGGAUGAAGUAUUCCAGCCAUUUAUGGGUGAAAGGCUCUGUUGUGAUUCACUGGAUUUACAUCCACCUCUUUCUUGUUGUUGAGAGUUCAUAUAGGUCUAUGUUUUCUUCAGUUGAAAUUGGUUUCAUUCUUGGAAUGUGUUGAAUCAUAUAAAAUGAAGGUGGGUGA
Darwinula stevensoni is the source of this 2182-nucleotide messenger RNA. The record is from the annotation of a GenBank genome assembly. Lineage: Eukaryota; Metazoa; Arthropoda; Ostracoda; Podocopida; Darwinulidae.